AUGGGCAUCAUGAACUCGUUCGUCAACGACAUCUUCGAGCGCAUCGCGGGCGAGGCGUCGCGCCUGGCGCAUUACAACAAGCGCUCGACCAUCACGUCCAGGGAGAUCCAGACGGCCGUGCGCCUGCUGCUGCCCGGGGAGCUGGCCAAGCACGCCGUGUCCGAGGGCACCAAGGCCGUCACCAAGUACACCAGUGCCAAGUAAAUUUGCCGAGUAAGCAUAU
Molecule: messenger RNA, 223 nt
Organism: Ceratotherium simum simum (southern white rhinoceros)
Lineage: Eukaryota; Metazoa; Chordata; Mammalia; Perissodactyla; Rhinocerotidae
Product: histone H2B type 1-K
Cellular component (GO): nucleosome
Molecular function (GO): protein heterodimerization activity; DNA binding; structural constituent of chromatin
Source: RefSeq, a predicted model, not a curated record